This is a messenger RNA of Lonchura striata (white-rumped munia), 2023 nucleotides long. RefSeq names its product septin 10 (gene SEPTIN10). The record is from RefSeq and is a predicted model, not a curated record. Lineage: Eukaryota; Metazoa; Chordata; Aves; Passeriformes; Estrildidae. Gene Ontology annotation, molecular function: GTP binding.
GAAGACAGCAAACCAGCCAUCACUGCCAAGGUCACCACUGGGGCAGUCAGACCAGCUCCUGCUGCAGAGAAGGCAGAAACAGGGUUAUCAGCUGGAUGCCAGUGUCUAUUCAGAGCAGUAAAAUACUCAGUUCCCAUGAAAUUCUUCACAGGGCCUGAACUCCUUCUGUGGCCAGGGAACAACAGCCACGUGCAUCUCCAGCAGCAAAAUGUUGGCUGUCGAACUUUGUCCUUGUCUGCGCAUGUUGGGUUUGAUAGCUUACCUGACCAACUGAUUAGGAAAUCCAUCAAGCAUGGCUUCUGCUUCAACAUUCUUUGCAUUGGGGAAACUGGAAUUGGGAAAUCAGCCUUGGUGAGCAGUUUGUUUAACACUGAUUUUGAGGACUCUCCAUCAACACAUUUUCUGUCAAGUGUGCGACUUAGAGCCCAGACUUUUGAACUCCAGGAAAGUAAUAUUCUUUUGAAGCUGACAGUUGUAAAAACAGUGGGAUUUGGUGACCAGGUGAACAAAGCAGAUACCUAUCAGCCAAUAGUGGAUUAUGUAGAUGCACAAUUUGAAGCCUAUCUCGAGGAAGAACUGAAAGUUAUACGUUCUUUAUUUAGCUACCAUGAUACUCGCAUCCAUGUCUGCCUCUAUUUCAUUUCACCUACAGGCCGUUCUCUAAAAACCAUUGAUUUGUUAACUAUGAGAAGCCUAGACAGUAAGGUGAACAUUAUACCAGUUAUAGGCAAAGCGGACAGCAUUUCUAAAGCUGAGCUACAAGAGUUCAAGAAGAAAAUAAUGAGUGAAUUGGUAAGCAAUGGCAUCCGGAUAUACCAGUUUCCUACUGAUGAUGAAACAGUUUCUGAGAUUAAUACCAUCACAAAUGGUUAUUUGCCAUUUGCUGUGGUAGGAAGUAUGGAGAAGGUGAAAAUUGGAGACAAAAUGGUGAGAGCUCGUCAAUAUCCUUGGGGCAUUGUAAAAGUGGAAAAUGAGAACCACUGUGAUACUAUAAAGCUUCGCAGGAUGCUUUGCACAAAUAUGGAAGACUUAAAGGAGAAGACUCGUGCAUAUUAUGAGUCAUACAGACGCUGCAGGCUGGAAAAGUUGGGUUGCAGAGACCUUGGCCCUGAGAACAAGCCAGUCAGUCUACAGGAAGUCAUUGAGACAAAGAGGCUCGAGUUCUGCCUUGAAGUGGAAAGAAAAGAAGAGGAGAUUAAGCAACGAUUUGUGCAGAGAGUGAAGGAGAAAGCAGCAAUGUUGGAAGAGGCAGAGCAACAGGUACUGACUAAAUUUGAACAUCUUACGUUAAUGCAUCAAGAAGAAGAGCUGAAAUUAGGGGAAGAGAAAAAACGUCUAGAAGAUGAAAUAGCUCAGUUUGUUGAAAAGAAGGCUAUCACUGAAUCGAUUCAGUCACAAGUGUCUGUCUCUACCCCUGGUGUUAGUUUGAAGAAAAAAGGACUGCGAAAAGUAAGUGCUGGUACCAGUCAUCAGAGGGCAAUGAGAAAGUUCUUCACAUUCACUUUUAUAACUCAGAUUUCAGUAAUCUUUUAGAAAAGACAGAUGCUCCUAUUCUGUGAUAAGAAGACAGAAGUGUAUAAAAUACCCUCAUGCUUGGAUUUACUUUUAGAGUAAUUGCUAUAUGUUCUAUGAGCAUUGUUUUAUCUUUCUUUUCUUUUUCCCAUGAAAGAACCAGGAUUUUCAACUUGAAGUCAAAUGCUUUCAUAUCAGAGAUGAAGGAACUAUGAAUGUUGGAGAGCAGAGCGAGAGGGAGAGUGAGAGUGAGAAGGAGGAGUUAGAGAGAGAAAGUCACCCAGGAAGUUUCAGGAAUAGUAUUUGAUUGCAGCACUCAGGUUUUGAAUGGUAGGGUAUGUUAGUAGUUUUAUGAAGUGUUCUAACUGCUGUUGGCCCAUAUUAGAUGUGUCUUCCUAGUACAGGUUUUUGAGAGGAGAGAUUGAUAAAAUUGGCUGUAAAAACAUGAAAUGCAGAAUAUGACCCAAUAAAGAUUUCACUUUCUCCCACCCACAAACUUCUUUCUUUCACU